This is a messenger RNA of Lepus europaeus (European hare), 1762 nucleotides long. It is a transcript of the gene ZFAND6, whose product is annotated as zinc finger AN1-type containing 6. Gene Ontology annotation, biological process: protein targeting to peroxisome. Lineage: Eukaryota; Metazoa; Chordata; Mammalia; Lagomorpha; Leporidae. The record is from RefSeq and is a predicted model, not a curated record. Bases 371 to 994 code for a protein of 207 amino acids. Gene Ontology annotation, molecular function: DNA binding; polyubiquitin modification-dependent protein binding; zinc ion binding. The transcript has 8 exons.
GUUGCUGUGGAGAGCAGCUUCAAGUGAAGUUAACCUGAGGUGAAGCACACAGAAAAUUGUGGAGGUUUCGUGGGAAUGAAACUGAAGUCCGCUGCAGUAAAACUGAAGGCUGUAAAAUGUUUUCUUGGUCAAACUCAGACUCUAAGUAGCUGCUCAUGAGGCUAGGGGAGGCAGGGCGCUGGUGCUGGUGUCUGCCCCAAGGCACGGGACAGCCGUCUGCUCAUCAACUUCGACUCCCAAGCAACAGCAGGAAAGACACCUGACAUAGGGAACUGGGGGCUGCUAUACAGAGAGCACCGCCAAGCAUCCACAGUGCGGCAGGAACCCUUACCAGAGUCCCAUACUUUAUCAGAGUGUGCAACAGAGGAACAUGGCUCAGGAAACAAAUCACAGCCAAGUGCCUAUGCUUUGUUCCACGGGCUGCGGAUUUUACGGAAACCCUCGUACGAACGGCAUGUGCUCAGUGUGCUAUAAAGAGCAUCUUCAGAGACAGAACAGUAGUAACGGUAGAAUAAGCCCGCCUGCUCCUGCCAGUCGCCUGUCGGAGUCACUCCCAGCCCAGUGCGCAGAUGGCAGUGGCCCCGAAGCGCAGUCGGCGUCAGACUCUUCGUCCUCAUCUAUGCAGCCAAGCCCUGUAUCAAAUCAGUCACUUUUAUCAGAAUCUGUAGCAUCUUCCCAAGUGGACAGUACAUCUGUGGACAAAGCAGUACCUGAAACAGAAGAUCUGCAAGCUUCGGUAUCAGAUACGGCACAGCUACCGUCUGAAGAGCAGAGCAAGUCUGCUGAGAAACCGAAACAGAAGAAGAGCCGCUGUUUCAUGUGCAGGAAGAAGCUGGGACUGACCGGGUUUGAAUGCCGGUGUGGAAAUGUUUACUGUGGUGUGCACCGUUACUCGGAUGUACACAAUUGCUCUUACAAUUACAAAGCUGAUGCUGCUGAGAAAAUCAGAAAAGAAAAUCCAGUCGUUGUUGGUGAAAAGAUCCAGAAGAUUUGAACUCCUCCUGGAAUACAAAAUCCUUUGACCAUCUGCAAACUAAAAAUUGACUUGAGGUUUUUUUUCCUAGUCACUGGGAAGGUAGAGCAAUGUAUCUUGCAUAGACCUUUUAAUCAUGCAUGUCAUCAGAAGAAUAGAUUUUUGUUUUUGUUUUGAAAAUGACUCUGAACAUUUAUUUCCAUUGCAGUUUCUGUGGCUGAAAAGACUUAAACUUUACAAGUAUUAUCCUUUUAAGAUCAUUUUAAUUUUAGUCGAGUGCAGAGGGCUUUUAUAACAAACGUGGAGAAAUUUUGGAAGGCUGUGAUUUUUCCAGUAUUAAACACGCAUGCGUUCCUCUUGCAGUUCAUUUCCUCGUUGUGUAUGUAUAUAUAGCUUUUCUCUGCAGCACGAUUUCCCUUCGGGUGAUGCCCUCUAGGGCACGGCUAGUUAUCAGUAACUGAAUGUAUCUUGAUCAUCAUGGCUGCUUCUGUUCUCUCAUUCACAAAGGUUACACGUGUGGUAGCUGAUAGUUUCUUUGUAGCCACUAUUUAUGUCUGAAUCAUUUGUCACAGGAGAUGAGUAUGUAUGAUGAGAUUCUUAGUUUGUGUGUUUAAAAAUUUUUUUUGAGCGAGGGAAGAAAAAGCUGUGUGCAUUUCAUUGCUGGCUGCAGAUUUCUUUCAGGUUACGCUCCUCGGUCUGUGUGUGUACAAUAUGAAGAAUGAUCUGAAGUAAUUGUGCUGUAUUUAUGUUUAUCCACAGUCUUUGAUUAAAUAAAAAGGAAAACCAGAA